AUGCGUAAAUUAACAAGUGCCAGCAAACGUUUUGCAAAUAAGAGAAAGGCAGCUGCUGAGACCUUGGACUCAGACGGGUGGUUGAAGACAGGUGAUCUUUGUUUCUUUGAUGAUGAGGGAUUCCUCUACAUUGUUGACCGGUUAAAGGAAUUGAUCAAGUACAAGGCCUAUCAAGUACCCCAAGCUGAGUUGGAACCUAUACUUGAAUCCCAUCCCGACAUUGCCGAUGCCGCUGUGAUUCCGUAUCCUGAUGAAGAAGCAGGGCAGAUUCCCAUGGCCUAUGUAGUUAGAAAGCCUGGAAGCAAUAUCAAUGAGGCUGCAGUUAUGGAUUUUGUUGCAAAACAAGCCAUCACAUUGAAGUUGGUUUCUUAUUGCAGGUUUGAUGCAGGAGCAUAG
This is a messenger RNA of Prunus armeniaca (apricot), 396 nucleotides long. NCBI's taxonomy places the organism in Eukaryota, Viridiplantae, Streptophyta, Magnoliopsida, Rosales, Rosaceae. The record is from the annotation of a GenBank genome assembly.